Helianthus annuus (common sunflower) is the source of this 1905-nucleotide messenger RNA. RefSeq names its product protein TPX2. The transcript has 16 exons. Gene Ontology annotation, cellular component: nuclear microtubule; mitotic spindle. Gene Ontology annotation, biological process: activation of protein kinase activity; mitotic spindle assembly; regulation of mitotic spindle organization. Gene Ontology annotation, molecular function: microtubule binding; protein kinase activator activity. NCBI's taxonomy places the organism in Eukaryota, Viridiplantae, Streptophyta, Magnoliopsida, Asterales, Asteraceae. The coding region runs from base 141 to 1550 and encodes 469 amino acids. The record is from RefSeq and is a predicted model, not a curated record.
UUGUCCCUUCCUACUUGCUACACUCCCUCACUCAAUCUAUACAUACACAAAUCUGUAUCUAUAAUCACACACCUACAAACCUAUAUGCAUUGUUCAAAUCUGCAGCCAAAAUCACACAAUCUCUGUAGAGAUUUUCCACAAUGGAGGUUGAAAUGGAGGAUGAUAACAGUAGUAACAAUACGGCCGUAGAGUUUACGUUUACAGCCGUUGAAUUCGACGUCGAUUACGAGUUUGACGCGCCUCGGUUCUUCGAUUUUGCUCGAGAGGAGUCGGUUCAUGAAGCGAGUGAUGCGGAAUUGUGGUUUGAUUCGGCUCAAAGUUAUCCGCCUUCACCGUUUGCGGUCAGAUUACUUUCGAGAGAACAAAGUGGAAAUGCCAGCGGUGCUACAUCGUCAAAAGGUCCUGAUAAUGCACCCGGAGAGUCCUCAAUGGCUUUGAGCAACACAGAUGGUGAUGUGGCAAAUGAGGGAGUUUCUUUGGACUUGAAGAAUUACUGUCUACAAACACUGCAAAACCAACAGUCUAUCGGUGCUGCACUUAAAGAAAGCAUAAUAAAUGCUAACUGUAAAUCUAAAACAAAGUCAAGUUGGAAACCGUCUGUUUCAAGGACCUCAACUUUGAUGAAACCUACAGCAAGUCAACUAGCUAAACAAAACCAGGAGCGUUUAAUGGAUAAUUUCAGGUUUCAAAAAUCGGGGAACAAUUCUUCGGUUGUUGAAAGUCAAGCUGCUAAAAGACAAAAGCUCGAGGGAGGCCACUUGUGUAAGGUCACAGACACAAAUCAACAAGCUCAUUUUGUCCACAAGGCACCGAAAAGGGAAGGCAAUGUAGACGGUAAUUUAGGUCAUGGUAGGCUACGAAUCACUGUUCCUAGACCUCCUGAUCUUGCAACAGCUCAAAGGGCACAAAGAAUAAGGCAAAAAGAUAAUGGUGGAAAUGAGCAUGUAGCAACAAGAGCCCACGGGUUUCGAGCUCGUCCACUCAACAGAAAAAUUUUUGAGGCACCUUCAUUUUUACACCAAAAAAGAAGCGUUCCCCAGUUACCAGAGUUUCAAGAGUUUCACUUGAAAACAACCAAGAGGGCUGUACAAAACACUGCUGCAGGACCAUCAAGUUCAGCAUGUUGCAACAUCAACUCAAAGACACCGCAGAAGCCUACUUUUGCCUUCGGCGUAGAAAGUAGCAGUAGAGGAUCAAAAGGACCACAUGUAACUGGUGCUCCAAAACAAGAGGAUUGUGAAACAAUUCACAGAUUCAAAGCUCUACCCCUUAACAAGAAGAUAUUUUCAAGUAAAGGAGAUUUAGGAGUUUUCAGAAGUAACAAGAGGGAGACUACCGUAGCUAUGGUGUUUAAUUUUCAAACCGAAAAACGAGCUCAUCAUGCUCCACCAGUUGAUCUCUUUAACAAGCUCUCAUUGGCAUCAGAAUCCGGUUGUCAAUCACACAAGCCUAGGUUGUCUAGGGCUCCCUCUAUUUUUUCAAAGGGUUCAAAAGAAAACAGAGUACAAAAUUUGGAUCAAAACAGAUUCAUUUCGACAGCAGAAAGGUGACCACUGAAGGCAUUCCAUCAUCAAUCAUUAGCAGAGAUUUGGGAAUCUGUUAUAAUGAUCAAAACGUCGAAUCCAUUAAUGGAAGAUUAAACCAUGAAAGCGAAUAUGAUGGCAUCUAUUUUCGGCGCAGCUGGAUCUACCAAAUCUUGUCAUCUACACCAUACGACCUUAAACUUGUUAAUAAAAUGCCCACAAAAAGCAAAAUUGUACAGCUCCCCAAUGGUUUGAUUCUACUUUCUUUAACGAUGAUCAAGAACAUUUGUCUUACAAAGAAGAAACUAACUUUGCAUUUAACCAUAUGCAUAUGUUGCAAUAUAUCAUUACUAGUUUUAAAAACUCUACUAUUGCAUUGAAA